Rubroshorea leprosula is the source of this 658-nucleotide messenger RNA. Lineage: Eukaryota; Viridiplantae; Streptophyta; Magnoliopsida; Malvales; Dipterocarpaceae. The record is from the annotation of a GenBank genome assembly.
CUCUUCUUCUCUGUCCGCUUACCCUAACAUUUGUGAACAACGUUCGCUCCAAUCCUCCUAAUCAGACGAUCAGAUCUUAGAGGGACAACGAAGUCAUCGAGUUCUGGAGAUUAGGGUCCCCCAAUGGCCAAUUGUACUGGCCAUUGGCCGUCUGGUUGCUGGUUCUAAUUUCGAUCGCCCUUCUGAAUGGAUAAUGGUUUUGUUUGCAGGUUUUGAUUUCUCUUUCACACUCACAGAACCGUAUGCAAAUAUACUAGCAAAUAGUACCAACUCACAUUUUUUGAUAGAAUAGGCCAACUGGUUGAAACUGUCAAGGGGGAAUGAGGGUUCGAAGCUUGGCCAUAUGGGUGAAGAAGCACAUUUUUGCCAAUAACUUGGUCACUUACUCUACAUGCCUUCCCAACAAUGGAGGAUGUUUUAAAUUGGAAAGCAACAAUAUGGGGAAUUUGGCUACAGAGGAGCCAGGCCAAGUCAAAGGACAUGAUGUUUCAUCUAUACGAUUGGUGCUCCCAACCACUGGUGAUGAGGUGUGAUUAUAGAGCUGAAUUGGCUGUUUUAAUAGGGCAAGUUUUGACAUGUUUUUCAAGUAUGAAGAAUGUAAAUGAGGAUGUAAUAGGUUGAGAUAUCUCCCGUACCUCAAUAAAAUAUUUUUGUUGCC